Melampsora larici-populina 98AG31 is the source of this 1050-nucleotide messenger RNA. RefSeq lists its product as uncharacterized. The transcript has 4 exons. The record is from RefSeq and is a predicted model, not a curated record. NCBI's taxonomy places the organism in Eukaryota, Fungi, Basidiomycota, Pucciniomycetes, Pucciniales, Melampsoraceae. Bases 1 to 1050 code for a protein of 349 amino acids.
AUGUACUUUGAUGGUAUGUAUCACAAGAUCCAUUCUGACUUACUUCAUGCAGAUAUGAGUGUUCCUCCCGGCCCAGCGGCCAUCACUGAACACGACAAUACUGAAUCAAAAUUACUCGAACGAUUUAAAGGAGCCCUUCCGCAUAAACUGGGCCCAGCAAAUAUAACGUGUCAAUACUGUUUUGCGUAUAGGUGGUCGGAGGAAAGAACCAAGGCUCAUCAGAAAUCGAACUCACGGAUCUUUCAAAACUGUUGUAAGAAGGGCGAUGUGACGCUCCCAUUAGCUUAUUUUGAGGAGGCUUUAUUGCCGCAACCGUUGAUGGAUUUAUACACUGGAACUGACACAGUUGCACAGGAAUUCCAAACCAACAUUGCGACAUAUAACAAUUUAGUUUCGUUUGCUUCACUUGGGGCAAAAAUAGACAAUUCAGUGAACGGUCAAAAAGGGACUUAUACCUUUCGUAUAAAUGGUCAACUAAACCAUAACAUAGGAUCCUUGCUUCCCGUCGACGGGGAAGAGGCAGCCUUUGCUCAAAUUUUUAUCGUCGGGGAUGGAGGCAAAGAAGAGGUAUCAUUACGAGAACGAAAAUUAAUCAACCCUAAGUACAAAAAACAAAAGAAAGUGAACAGACAAACUCUAAGACUGAUCCAGGAUAUUAUCAACAAAGAAAAUCCUUACGCGGUUUUCCUCAAGGGCGUGGCCGAGAUCAUAAAUUCCGACAAAACUGCACGGGUCAUCUUGAAAUCGUUGCCACCAGGAAAACGAGAAAUGAAGACUUACAACAAGCCCCGCCCCGAGGACGUUGCCGCUUUGAUUCAGGGAAACGGGGAAGUGGAAAGGAUGCCUCGAGAUGUCUUACUCCGACAUAAGGAUGGAUUUCAAGACCACAUUACGGACCUCAAUUCUGGUUAUAUGGGGCUGAGAUAUCCGCUAAUGCUGCCGUACGGGUCCCAACAAUGGGAUGGGAUGUACGAAUCCCCGACAAAAGGGACAAACCCAGGUUAUUACGAAUAUUUCACCAUGUUGAUCACGUCGUCGACAUGUAGGUAA